Molecule: messenger RNA, 4188 nt
Organism: Aegilops tauschii subsp. strangulata
Lineage: Eukaryota; Viridiplantae; Streptophyta; Magnoliopsida; Poales; Poaceae
Product: potassium channel KAT2
Biological process (GO): transmembrane transport; potassium ion transport
Cellular component (GO): membrane
Molecular function (GO): voltage-gated potassium channel activity
Source: RefSeq, a predicted model, not a curated record
UUCUGUGCAUGGAAGUAAACGAAAACCAAAUCAUUUCCAGAUGCCGAUCUAUAUAAAAAAGCAAGUUCACAUGUUAGCAAAACCUGAGGAUGACAUAAGAAAGAAAGGUGAUCAUCAAAUAGCCACACGUGAUGAAAGUUGAAAAGUGUCGGGCACAGGUGUCAGCAAGAUGCAAAGCUCCCAGGAAGCCCGUGAUGGAAGUCAGUGGAUUGUGACUUUGUGAGGCAGGCUAAGCUCAAGCCAUGCAACUUGCACAUUUGCUCACAGGCUCCAGAAAGCAGGCUAUUUCUUUCUUGAUACUCCCAGCAAACCCGCCAAGGCAAAUAAGCAAGACAUGGUCAAUUUCAAGUGGUUGAAAGUUUCCAGUAACAGCUGUGCGUCGCAAGGUGCAUGAAACAUCUACAACCAUGGAGUAUAUUCUUAUUAUUUUGAUUUUCAGAAGAGUGGAUAUAUGAAAUAUGAAACGACCCAAAUAACACAAGGUUCUUUACCUGUGGUCAACGAGAAAAAAUGUUUAAUGUCUCACACAUUAUUAGAUUGCUCAAGGAUCAGAAAGUAAUGAUAGUGGUGACUGGCCUUUAUUAUUUCCAAAAAAUGGUCCCAGGCAUAUUGAAUAGACCUAUCUACUGACCAGAAGUAUACAACAUAACUCCUAACAUGCAGAGCAUGGGAAAGGAUGCUAAGAGCUGUAACAGCAUUUAAGCUCACUUCAUGUUGUUACUUCGACAGCAUCACAAAAUAAAAGCAAAUGGAAACAUUUCUGGUUAGCUAAGCAGCCAAAGAGAAGUAUUAUUAAAUCCCCUAUUCUCAUAGUGUAAACUAAUCUUUGCGGCGGGGCAAGAUUUUAAUUUUCCAAUUAGCCCAGGACCCUUGCGAGAAAUUAAUCAUAACAAUGCUUUAUCUUCAACUAGAAUGUUAUAUCCAGUUUUUCAUUUCAGAGGCCAGUAAAAUGCUUCCAAUUAACUUCACGGCAAGAUUAGUACUCCCUCUGUUCCGAAUUAAAUGAUGCAAUCUCUAUACAAUUUUAGUAAGACAUUGUAUAGAGGUUGAGUCAAUUAAUUGGAUCGGAGGGAGUAGCAUAUAUCAUGACUUUACGCAGGCAGCAAAGCGUAUUCUUUUUACGGACUAAAGUUUCACUUCACUACUAUGGAGUCCCGCCCUACAGACAAAGUUAAUGGGUGAAUUACAGAAAAUGAUAUUUCAUCAUAUGAACUUCCAAAUUUUUAACUUCUAAUUAAUUAUGCCUAUAAUUCUGCAAUUUGUCUGUCAAAUCUAAAAAGAAAUACUUCCCAAAGGACUGCAAACAUCGUCUCCUAAACCCUGACCACACUCGGUAAUGGUACACCAAAACAGUUACAGCCCUUAAUAGCGAACCUACCAUAACCAUGAACAGUGAACUCAGACCACUUGUUUGCUUAUUUUCAGGUAGAAACAAAAAAGAACAAAUAAAAGGUCACUAUCUUUUAAUGGCCACAUCAAGGAUCUCACUUCCGUUCCUUCCUCCAUCCUCUUCUUUCUUGGAGCCAAGCCAAACUCUUAUUUAUUCUGACAACCAAUACUUCAACACAGAAUAGUACCAUCCAUGAAGGUUCAAAGGCAUGCCAAGAUUAAAAUCCUCUUCAAUAAUCCAAAUAGCCUGUAGGAACUGGGAUCGACAGUAAGAUACGCCCUGCUUCUUCAUAGAUACUACAAUGGAUAAUAUUAGCAACAUCUUCCACAAUGACCUGCUCCCAUCUCUAGGAGCAAGAGCAAACCAAUCUAUCAAGUUGAGAAAAUUCAUCAUUUCUCCCUACGAUUCCCGUUACAGGAUCUGGGAAACGUUCUUGCUUGUGCUCGUUGUUUAUUCAGCAUGGAUCUACCCGUUUGAGCUAGCAUUUCUGAGACAUCUCUCGUGGAAGCUUUUCCUAGUUGAGAACAUUGUCAACAGCUUCUUCGCAAUUGAUAUUAUUCUCACCUUUUUUCUAGCGUAUCUCGAUCACAAGUCUUAUCUUCUAGUGGAUAAUCCAAAAAGGAUUGCAGCUAGAUAUCUCUCUUCCUGGUUCAUUCUUGACGUCUGUUCCACGAUUCCAUAUCAACCGUUUGGGCUACUCUUUAACAAGCAUGGAAAUGGCCUUGCCUAUAGGACACUUAACAUGCUUCGAUUAUGGCGUCUCCGACGCCUCAGUGCUUUAUUUGCCAGGCUUGAAAAGGAUAUCCGAUUGAACUACUACUGGAUAAGGUGCACCAAACUAAUUUCUGUUACUCUUUUUGCAAUACAUUGUUCAGGAUGUUUCAUUUACUUAAUAGCUGAUACAUACCCCGAUCCAUCAAGAACCUGGAUAGGAGCAGCAAUACCAAACUACAGAUCAGAGAGUCUAUGGGUUCGAUAUGUGACAGCAAUUUAUUGGUCUAUUACAACACUCACAACAACUGGUUAUGGCGAUUUACAUGCGGAGAAUCCAAGAGAAAUGUCAUUUUGCAUAUGUUUCAUGCUAUUUAACCUGGGAUUGACGGCAUACCUCAUUGGUAACAUGACAAACCUGGUUGUCCAGGGAAGUUGCCGUACCAGGAACUUUAGAGAUACCAUCCAUGCUGCCUCUCGGUUUGCUGCAAGGAAUCAGUUACCUGAACAAAUUAGGGAUGAAAUGCUAGCUCAUAUCUGCCUGAGGUAUAAGACAGAAGGGCUGAAACAGAAGGAAACAUUGGAUAGUCUCCCCAAGGCAAUUCGUUCAAGCAUAGCGUGCCAUUUAUUCCUCCCUGUCCUAGAAAAAAUAUAUCUUUUCGAUGGUGUUUCCUUUACUUGCAGGCUCCAAUUGGUUACCACAAUGGAAGCAGAGUACUACCCACCAAGAGAAACUAUCAUACUCCAGAAUGAAACGCCUACAGAUGUUUACAUAUUAGUUUCAGGAGCAGUGGAAGAACGGAUAAUGAUUGAUGGACGAGAAAAGGUUGAGAAACUACUAUCAGGUGGUGACAUAUUUGGUGAAAUAGGAGUUCUCUGCAACAUUCCCCAGCCACUUACAUUCCGCACGUCCAGAAUUUCACAACUAUUAAGGCUUAACACAACAGUGCUCAAAAACAUUAUUCAGGAAAACAAACACGACAAGGAAAUUAUAAUGAACAAUCUUUACCAGAAAAUGAACUCAGAUCAAAGGUUCUCUACUGACACGAUGGAGGUAUGUGAAGAGACGCUCGAUCAACACUUUGGGGAGUACAACGGAUGUUUUGCAUCCAAUCAGGUCAACAUAAACAAUGAAUCAAAAGCGGGAGAAACAAUAAGACUGGCUUGCAGUGAAGAACAUUGUAAAGAACUAAAUGAAUCAGACAGACAUGGAACAAUUCACAGUACUACGGAACAGGGUUUCUUUAAUACAAACAUUGAUUUUCCUGAUAAAGGUGAAAGUAUGGAAAAUCAUGUUGCUACAAGUCAGAUUACGGACAAACGGAAGGCAGAUGAGCAUGAACAUACAUCGACCGACAACUGCAUGACAGGAUAUAGGGGGGCUCGAGAUAGGUUCAAAAUCAUAUGCAAAAACACAAUAUUAGGGCAGACAAAAAUCACAGAUAAAAUGCUUACAUGCUCAGUUGCUGGAGAACUCCAGGAGAUCACUGAUACAUGCACAGAAGCUGGUUCUGUGGUUUCAGAAAGAAAAAGAGUGACAAUUCAUAUGCAUCCACAACAGAACAAAAGCUUAGCAGUACCAUAUGCAAAAGUCAUAAAUCUACCAGAAUCUCUGGAUCAACUUUUCGGCAUAGCUCGUGAGAAGUUUCCGGGUUAUUGUCAUGUGAAGCUGUUCAAUCAAGAUUUUGCUGAAAUUGACGAUAUAACAGUAAUUCGAGAUGGUGACCAGUUGUUUCUUAUGGAAGUUUGAUUAAGGAUGCUCAAAACUAUAGACUGUGGAAAGAGCAAUGCAUAGGAUAUGAAGUAGGACUCUCAUUUGAGGAAGUUGCCUAGAUCUCAGCAAAUAGGAAUCGGGCGACUUGGUGAAAUCGUGAAGAAAAUGCCACACAGGAAUUAGUGGGAGACUUGGAGUUACAGUUGUAGAGUAGCUAAAUGUAGAUAUGAAGAUGUGAUGGAAACAGUUUUAAAUCUGUUCUGCAGAUCAAAUGUUUGGGGAGGGGAGACCUCCGCUGAAUUGAUCGCCCUAGGGAAGAAUAUCAUUUACAGGCAACAAAUAUUAGCAAUAUUGAACUUUUCACCAAGGAUGA